AUGGAGUCGAUUCAGCAGAGGCCGCAGGAGGGGAGCGGGAGCAUGGGCCGAGAUGGGCAGAAGGAGAGGUGCAGCGCCUUCCAGAUGCCGCUGCACUACCCGAGGUACAAGGAGGCCGACUACCAGGCCAUGCCCGAGUGGAGAAUCGACUGCCUCCUCCGCGAGUAUGGUCUCCCCGUCACCGGAGACCUCGCCGACAAGCGGAAGUUCGCCAUCGGCGCCUUCGUCUGGCCUUCCCACUGA
Molecule: messenger RNA, 243 nt
Organism: Spirodela intermedia
Lineage: Eukaryota; Viridiplantae; Streptophyta; Magnoliopsida; Alismatales; Araceae
Source: the annotation of a GenBank genome assembly